GGAGCAUCCUGGGUGCUGACAGGCAGACAGAGACACAGUGGCAGACGAUACAUGCGGCUAUCGUCGUGAGAGUGAGUCAUGCUGCCCUGGAGGAUGGUCAUCGUUGGUCUUUUCUACUGCUGCAUCAAAACAGGUGGUGCACAGCAUCAGGCUAAAGCCCUAUUUCCAGCUGCAAGCAGAAUAAAAAGGGAAUCGGAAACUGCGAUGAACCCCACCUUCCAAGACUCCUUUGAUGAUGUUCACCUAUUAUUCGAGAUCCUGCUGGCUGGCGUACACUUUGAGCACAGUGGGGAGUUCUCAGUGCGAGACGCCGAGCUGGCUUCCCUCCGCAAGACAAGAAACCUGAAAGUCAUCUGCGAGGAGGUCAUUCCCAGGGAGCUGACAGACAUAUAUCGCCUCAUCUCUGACCUUUCAGAUCAUCCCGGCCACCUGCAACAGGAUGAUUUUGAGCGCAUCCUGUUGACACUGGUGUACACCGCCCAGCAGAUGGUCAACUCUACCGUUGAACAACAACGAGACGUGUGGGAAGAGUCUUUUGUUAGUUUGUACAAAGCCAUCAAGCAGGAUCUGACAGGGACCAAUUAAGCAGGUACCGGUGUUGCUACAGUGCUGGGCACAUGGACAUAAAAACAUUAUUUAAAGAAAAAAUAUCCAUUGAGAUCAGGCCGUAGUCCUGAUGUGUGCAUGGAUGAAAUGUUUUAUGUCUUGUACUGUAUGCUGGCAUGUUAUAAAGGCCCUCUUCACAUGUACACAGGCAUUGCUUGAAACAGAGACAUUUUUAGGCUUUUUGUACCUUUUCUAAACACGUACAUAGUGUUUUUUAAUUUGCUGAAAAUUGACAUAUUGGAGAAAAAAAAACCUCCAGGGUGAAGAUAUUAAGAAACUCCCGAUUCAGUGUUUACAUCUGGACAGUAGAGAUUUCAAAGAAGCAAAGCACCGAGACACAGCUGUUAUCAGUGGUUGUACCAGCUACUGUAAGUCACAUGUGAACUCCGAGUAUGUGUUACGAUUGGAGUGUUUGAGUUUGUACAUUGACAGAAUGGAUGUUUUAUUGAUUUGACAUUGUAUUCAGACAGACACAAGCGGACACUGAUCACACAAAGAUGUAAAAGAGAAAAAGACUUGUUUUUCAGACAAAUUGUCCAAGAAUUCUGUGGGGAGCAGUCACAUCUGUGACUCGCUUCAUGAAACCAAACAGCUAACCACAGAGCAAACAAUCAGUUUCCUGUGUAUGCGAAUGGCCAUGGGAUGUGUGUUUUCAGGUGUGCUGUGGCAAUGGAGAUUCUUUCAGAAGCGGCGCUAAAACACUGGUCUGGACAGAGACUGUUGCCACAAAUCGUUAAGGCGCAUGGACUGAUAAGACACAAUUGUUAACACAAUUGUUAACACAAUUGUUAAUUCAAACAUGAGGUAUUGCGUUUUUAGAUAUAUAUGAAACUACACAUUGGAUUAAUAUGUUGACAGUGGCAAUAAACAUCAUGGAUUGUCUUACAUUCACUUGUCUUUUCAGUGUUUGUUCUCUAGCACCUGUUUUUUGACUGACAAGAUCAAAGACAACAAAAAAGUCUAAAGCUUUAAACCAAAGAAAUAAUUUCUUAUAUUCAGCAGUGUUAGCGCUGUGAAAACGUCAUCUUACUGUCCAGGAAAACACUUCAAGAUUAUAUGUCUAUACAAUAUAUAUAUCAAUGUCAGCUUGAUAUCAUUUAUAAAAGUAAUUACAAAAUAUCAAAUAAAACUACAUCCCUAAAGGAAGUCCAUGUAUUAAUAUUAUGCACAACCUCAACUGCAAAUGUCGCUCCAAACGUUCACGUGAAAUACUUUGCACCAUGUUGUUACAGUACAAAAGGAGGAGGUCCAAAAUGAGCUGCCUCUGAUGGUUUAGUUUUGUGGAAAAUCCUCAAACUG
This is a messenger RNA of Acanthopagrus latus (yellowfin seabream), 1905 nucleotides long. Its product is annotated as protein FAM180A-like. The transcript is spliced from 3 exons. The record is from RefSeq and is a predicted model, not a curated record. Bases 79 to 585 code for a protein of 168 amino acids. NCBI's taxonomy places the organism in Eukaryota, Metazoa, Chordata, Actinopteri, Spariformes, Sparidae.